Molecule: messenger RNA, 3478 nt
Organism: Xyrauchen texanus (razorback sucker)
Lineage: Eukaryota; Metazoa; Chordata; Actinopteri; Cypriniformes; Catostomidae
Product: TLC domain-containing protein 4-B
Exons: 7
Coding region: 302-1096 (264 amino acids)
Biological process (GO): lipid homeostasis
Cellular component (GO): endoplasmic reticulum; membrane
Source: RefSeq, a predicted model, not a curated record
GUGGGUGGGAUCCGCUUUGACCUAACUGAGCUGAACACAAUCUGUCAAUACACGGUGAAAGAAAUGAGUUUGCUGCUUUUUAUGAAACCUUUGCGUGUUUUUUGAAGGUGGGAAAUGGACUCGCGUCAGGAGCUUUUGUUUAUUCGCCAGUACUCCUCGGAGGACCUGCGGUUUUAAACACAGCGAGUGGGCAAAGCGUUUGCUAGCCAUCGCCAUCUAGCUGGGGUUGUGGAGCGAAUAAAGAAGGCAGCAGGAUCUGGACUCGCUUACGCAAACCUAUGCGACUCUUACCAGGUGAGAGAUGGAUUUGAGAGAGGUGUACGUGGUGACUGGCAGCUUCGUGGGCUUCCAGCUGUUCUUCUCCAGCGUCAGUCCGGUUCUGUGCACUAAAUUCACACAGGGCUACGGAAGAUUACCACCAAACAAACUCAACGAUUGGAACUCAAGGCUGGUGUCCACCUUCCAUGCAUUAAUUGUGGGGCUCUUCUGUCUCUAUAUCCUCUGGUACGAUGACGCCGUCAACAAAGACCCGGUCUGGGGUGAUCCUAACAUAGUUAAGCUCAAUGUGGCCAUCACCUGUGGAUACCUGAUUUAUGAUCUUGUGCUACUAGCUCGUAACUGGAAAACUAUGGGAGAUGUCUUUUUUGUCUGUCACCACUUGGCGGCACUAUAUGCCUAUGGAUUUGUGCUGACACGUGGAGUGCUUCCUUAUUUCGCGAACUUCCGACUGAUUUCCGAAUUGUCAACGCCAUUUGUGAACCAAAGGUGGUUUUUCGAAGCGUUGGCCUAUCCUCGUACUCACCAACUGGUUGUCGCUAAUGGCAUUGCCAUGGCGGUCGUGUUCUUCCUCGUCCGAAUCGCAGUGAUGCCCCCAUACUGGGUUAAGGUUUUUAGCACCUUCGGUACUCCAGAGUUUGAGAGGCUGGGUCUUGGUGCUCAAGUCGCUUGGAUUGUAUCCUGCAUUUGUCUGGACAUCCUAAACAUAAUCUGGAUGUACAAAAUCGCCCGCGGCUGCUAUAAAGUCAUUACUGGCAAGCUGAAAGGACUCAAAGUAGACAACAAAAAGACCAGUUACGUGAACAACCACACAGACUAAGCUACCAAUGGGGAUGGAGAAUCAUUUGCAUUAAUGACUUGUAGAUUAAUAAAAGUAUUCUCUUCCCCCCAAUCAGGAUAUACAGUAGCAAGUUCUCCGUCCUUACUUAAAUGGAAGGAUGUUCUCUCACAAACGAAUCCCAGUGUGUAUCACAAACACACUCUGGCUUUCCCUACAUUGGUGAUGUUCGUUUGUUUGUCAACCAGACAAACAAACCUGUUAUGCCUCGGUUACAACCAAUGUGCCUCAAAGCACAAGAAGAAGCAGUACAAUGCGAAUAUAUGAACUUGUGGCCAUGGAAAGUUCAUUGCAUCUCCAUUGUAAUGCCUUGCACUACCAAUGUUCCAACAACAAUCAAAUUGGCUUUGAGAACCUUGCAACCUGAUGUGCCUCAAGUCCUUGGUGGCCUCUGGAUUUGGGCAUUCUCAACUGUGCAGCCUGUCAAGUCUACAUUGCCAUCUCAGUCUGACCCAUUGGAAGAAUACAGGAAACCACAGAUCUACCUCUCACAGGUCACCAUCUGAAGCACAAGUUCAUUUUCUAGCCAUCUCAGAAUGAACACACGUCUUGAAAGGACAGCCCAUCAAAAUCAAAUACCCACUGUCUUUGUAGUCCAGACCUAAGGCUAGACUAUACUUUGUUUUUCCAUGUGCUCUUGCAUCUCGUGCACUGUCGAACGCUCUAGCCUUUCAUGGUAUAAUCUUUUUAUUGCGUGCCUGUAGGGACGUGUUCGCUACAUACGCACUACGACUGCUCUAUGAUACUAUUUAGUACAGUCAAUGGCAGGCGCAUACGACGACCACGCGCAAAGACUGUAAGGGUGUCUAGAAAAUUGGGUUGCAUGCAGACUGUACAUGUAUAUUGUACUGAUGACGAGUACAGUGUGAGAUGUAGCGGCAUGCAGAAAACAAAAGUAUACUUUGGCCUUUAUUGUUGCUCAUUAGUCUAUGUUUCAGAUUUCCACAAGUAGUUUUCAAUGUUGAAUUUCCUUAAAACAAUGUUUGAAGCUUUCUUGAGUUUUUCUUUUCACUGAAUGUCUAUCAUUUAUAUGAAUGAUGUCAACAAGAUGCUAACAAUACCUGUGUCCAUGCAUGUUCUGUCAUUGUUUGGUCGACCUUGAGUUUCUAUUUGCAUUAGUUUCAAGGACACAGCAGUUGUUGUAUACAUUUCUAGUUUCUAUAGGUCUUUUGAAGACCUUGCAUUUUCCAGAACCUGCAAUUUUCCUUACACUUUUCCCAAGUUGAUCAUCUUGAGCUCACUAAAUUGCAAAAUCACAGGUUUUCAAAACCCCAUCCAACCAUCCACCCAUCCAUUCACCAAACCCCAACCAUCUACCCAUCCAUCCACCUGACCCCACUCAUCUAUACAUCCCCCAACCUGACCCCAUCCAUUAUCCAUCCAUCAUCUAUCCACCUGACCCCACCCACCUAUCCAUCCAUCCACCCACCCAACCUCACCCAUCCAUCCACCCUGCCCCAACCAUCCACUCAUCCAUUCCUUCCACCCUCCUGAUCCAUCAUUCAUUCAUCCAUCCACUCGACCCCACCCAUCCACCAACCUGACCCCAUCCGUCCAUCCAAAAUCCAUCCAUACACCCCACCCAUCCAUUCAUCCAUCAUCCAUCCACCCAUCCAACCAUCAUCAAUCCACCAGACCCCAUCCAUCAUCCAUCCACCCAUCCAACCAUCAUCAAUCCACCAGACCCCACCCAUCAUCAAUCCACUUAUCUAUCUACCCAUCCAUCCACCUAACCCCACUCAUCUAUACAUCCCCCAACCUGACCCCAUCCAUUAUCCAUCCAUCAUCUAUCCACCUGACCCCACCCACCUAUACAUCCAUCCAUCCACCCACCUGUACAUCCAUCAUCCAUUUAUCCAUCCACCCUGCCCAAACCAUCCACUCAUCUAUCCAUCCUUCCACCCUCCCGAUCCAUCAUUCAUCCAUCCACUUGACCCCACCCAUCCAUCCACCUGACCCCUCUCGUCUAUACAUCCACCAACCUGAUCCCAUCCGUCCAUCCAAAAUCCAUCCAUACACCCCACCCAUCCAUUCAUCCAUCCACCCAUCCAACCAUCAUCAAUCCACCAGACCCCACCCAUCAUCAGUCCACUUAUCUAUCCAUCCAUCCAUCCACACACCUCACCCAUCUACCCACCCAGCCCCAUCCAUUCAUCCAUCAUCCAUCCACCCACCCUACCCCACUCAUCCAACCAUCAUCAAUCUACCAGACCCCACCCAUCAUCAAUCCACUUAUCUAUCCAUCCAUCCAUCCAUCCAUCCAUCCAUCCAUCCACCCACCUGACCCCACUCAUCCAUCCAUCCAUCCAUCCACCCAUCCACACACCUCACCCAUCUACCCACCCAGCCCCAUCCAUCCUUCCA